CAAACCACGACUCACUGCCAAAAACCACAUCUCGCGACAAUGGAAACGCCGCAGGUGCCGCAGGACGCGCUGCAAUUAAGCAAGCUAGUCGCACAGAAUUCGACAGCAUCCCGACAAUUAUACGCCGCAUCCUCCUCCUCCUCCAUCCUCCCCAAUGGCAAGCGCGCCACUGACGACUCCCACGACGACCCUCUCCUCAAGCGCCGCAUGCGAACCGAAUACGCUGGCCUCGAUAUCCUCCCUCCUUCUCUCGCUGCCAAACAGCCUAGCAGCAAGGCUGUAGCCAAGCGACCAAAGCCUGGUGCGCCCCAGACCCGCGGCCCUAAGCUGCUCGAAGCAGGCCCUGGAUCCAAGACGUCCAACGGCACUGCGUCACCGCAGACAAGCCUCGCCACUCGAACAAACACGAUAUCACAGCCCAAGCCCGAGUGGCACCCGCCAUGGAAGCUGAUGCGCGUCAUCUCGGGCCACCUGGGUUGGGUGCGCGCGCUGGCCGUUGAGCCGGGCAACAAGUGGUUUGCGUCGGGCGCAGGCGACCGCACAAUUAAAAUCUGGGAUCUGGCAACGGGUUCACUGCGACUCACGCUGACUGGUCACAUCAGCACAGUUCGUGGACUGGCUGUAUCCCCUCGCCACCCGUAUCUGUUCUCGUGCGGCGAGGAUAAGAUGGUCAAGUGUUGGGAUCUCGAGACAAACAAGGUGAUUCGCCACUACCACGGCCACCUGAGCGGUGUGUACACAUUGGCGCUUCAUCCUACGCUGGAUGUGCUUGUGACGGGUGGUAGAGACGGUGUAGCGCGUGUCUGGGACAUGCGAACACGAAGCAACAUCCACGUCUUGUCUGGCCACACACAGACAGUGACGGACGUGCAGUGCCAGGAGGCCGAUCCGCAGGUCAUCACGGGCUCGCUAGACUCGACGGUGCGACUGUGGGAUCUAGCGGCAGGCAAGACCAUGGGCGUCCUCACGCAUCACAAGAAGGGCGUACGUGCGCUCACUGUCCACCCUACCGAGUUUACAUUCGCCAGUGGCAGCACUGGCAGCAUUAAGCAGUGGAAGUGCCCCGAAGGCGCGUUUAUGCAGAACUUUGAGGGACAGAACGCCAUCAUCAACACAUUGAGUGUGAAUCAGAACAAUGUGCUCUUCUCUGGUGGCGAUAACGGCUCGAUGAGCUUCUGGGACUGGAAGACCGGCCAUCGAUUCCAAGCGCUGGACACGACGGCGCAGCCGGGCUCGCUGGAUGCCGAGGCGGGUAUCAUGAGCUCGACGUUUGAUCGAUCUGGUCUGCGUCUCAUUUGCGGCGAAGCUGACAAGACUAUUAAAAUCUGGAAGCAGGAUGAAAACGCAUCCGAAGAGACGCAUCCUCUACAGUGGACGCCGUCGCUGUUAAGGCGCAAGUUUUAAACAAAAAUGGGCUGGCAUGUAUAGAAUAUAUCCUGUUGCUUAUCUGUCUUGGUCAUGAAGUUUUUGUACAAAAUGGGCUUGGUAUUAUUACAGUUGCUUUUGCUUGCUAAAAUGAUAUGAUAUUCCUAAUUCGUGAUAUUGAGUUGGACCGUGACUUUUGUAUCCCCCAUUUAAACGCCUACUCCCAUGGCUUUCAGAUCGGCAUCGUCUCGCAACGCCAUCUUGACUUCGUCAUCAGCGACUGCGAGACGCAGUUUACUUGAGCGGUCAGCACGAUGUGAUUCGAGAUUGAUAAGGCCGGCAGCAACGAGCUCCAUGGCGGCUGUGUGGAUGUAGCUCGGCCGUGUAAAGUGCCUCUGAUGGCUUCCACCCCCACCUGUCGCACUGUUGGUUCCAUUGUCGAGGACUUGCGCCAUGCCUCUCGGCGCGCGGGAUACGUAUGCCGAGACACGCUGAAGCUCGUCCAUUGUCUCGCCAAAGGUGGUCUCAACAAGACCGCUGCGGCGGACACGUACGAGCAGUGCAGCCAUGAGGAGCUUGGAUGUGAGAGGGAGGUUGCGCAGGUGCUGCUGAAUAGGAUUUGUCGUGGCCUCAUUGAUUGCACGCUUGAUGGUGGAAAUCGUCACGCGGCCCUUCCCUGAUGCUCCCUUGGUAGGAGAUGCGAAGUCACCCGGGGCGUCUGCCUCUGCGAGCUCCACGGCUCGCCGACAGAUGUCGAGGGCACGUCGGGCAUCACCACUAACCGCUGCGACUUUUCGCGAUGCAAACUGUAUGGCAUCCGGGUCUACAAUGUUGCCAGGGACACCCUCUAGACGGGACUGAAUAAUCUGCAUGAGCUGCUCGUGCGUGUAUCCCGGAAAAGUAAUACGAGUGAGACCCAGACGGGAGCUAAUCUUGUUGCUAAGCGUACGUUCGGGAAGAUCCAUGGUGUUGGCCACAGCCAAGACAAUGAGACGUGAAUGUCGAAGCGUCGGCCAGUUGAAGAAGUUGUACAUGACAGUCUGGUUCUUGGUCACCAGCUGGUCGAGCUCGUCCAUGAGCACGACACAUGGUGUACGGCGCGGACUUGGGUUCUUGAACUCGCUCUCAAGAUUCUCAAGAGCUUGUGACGGACUGGCACGCUCGCCUUUCAGGGCCUCCCAGAGAAGACUGUAAGACUGGUGCGGAUCCGUAAUCUUCAUGCCGUUGAUUUCGACAAAAAUGAAGUCGUCAAGCUCAUCUUGGCCUACAGCGUCUUCCAGACGGGACACGACCUCGCGAACUGUGGCUGUCUUACCGGUUCCCGGUGUUCCUGAGAUGUAGAUACAGUUUCCUGUGCCAUCAGAGAUGGCGGCCUCGAGAUGCGAGUAGACGAGCGAGAACUCGCCCUCGCGGCACGGCAGACUCAACGGCACAGACGAUACAUGUAGGCGUGAUCGGGCAAUUUGAAAGGGUGACGCAUUAACGUUGCUGUCGUCAAGUUUGCGGGUUGCGAGCGGUGUGAACUCGAGUCGCUUCGAGGCUGAACGUGGGACUUUGCUGCGUGGUGUGAUGGCAGAUGUUCGCGCCGCUUUGGUGGGUGUGACAGGUGGGACGUAAGCUGUAUCUUUUGGUGCUGGGGAUGAUGCUCGCGUAGAGCGUGUUGUUGUUCGGGCUGCUGGUUUCGUUCCUUGCUCGAUAAAGUCCAUCAGUGCGAAGAUGUCCUCGCCGUUGUUGUAUACCUCUUCCCAAACAAAUUCGUUCGAAUAGGUUGCUGUUCUUGUGUUACAGCCGCGGCGACAGACGAAACUUUUACCGAAUUCAGGCGCGUUUUUCGAUAUUUUGCCAGAAGGGUGGCGGACUAGGAACCGGUCCAGCGACAUGACUCUGGCCUUGCCGUUAAUGGACGCCAACGGGUUAAUGUCCCAUGACGGGGAGAGGUAGAGCUCGUUCUACGCUGGUUAGCUGUUGGCCAAGGUCAAAAUAGUGGAAAUUGCGUACCCAGUAAAAGUCAUUGCGCUUCUUCUCUUUACUUCGAAUCUCCUUUUCGCUAGAAAACCACAUGAAAUUGGCAGCCAUCUCGCCGUUGCUUUCGUCGUCAUCCUCCACAAACUCGCAAAUCAUAGCAACCCAAGAAUCAUUCGACCCGUCUGCCUUGAGGAGUACACAGUCACCAAUCUUACACUCAAAGGAGCCGAGUCUGGCGCCAAUGAUGCUUGUGGUAUCGACCUUACGGCGUUUGCGGCCGCCUUCGCCGUCGUCAGAGUCGUCCGAGUCGCGCGGUGACGCCCCGCUGCUGUAAAUCCAUUCCCAGGUAACAUCGCGAUUCGCAUCCGCUGUCGAGUUACUGUAUGAUGCAGUCAUUGCUGCGUUGUGAGGACCGACUGUCGUUGGGAUGUCGUUGGCUUGCUACAGCAAAUGGUCGUUGUGCUCCUGCCGCGCUUGGUCUUAGCCACUUUACGCGUGAGCGCUCUGGG
This is a messenger RNA of [Torrubiella] hemipterigena, 3839 nucleotides long. The record is from the annotation of a GenBank genome assembly. Lineage: Eukaryota; Fungi; Ascomycota; Sordariomycetes; Hypocreales; Clavicipitaceae.